Salvia hispanica is the source of this 2205-nucleotide messenger RNA. The record is from RefSeq and is a predicted model, not a curated record. NCBI's taxonomy places the organism in Eukaryota, Viridiplantae, Streptophyta, Magnoliopsida, Lamiales, Lamiaceae.
AUGGGAAAAAAGAAAAUAACCACCAGCGAGAAGAAAUCGGAAGAUCCAACGACCAUGGAAGCACGGCCGCUGAGCACGCAGCGGUCUCAACCGGCGCCACCACCACAAAUUCCGACGAUGGUCCCGUUAGACGCGCUUGCGACUUACCUGAGGCAGCAAGAACCGAACAGAGAUUGGACGGCGACCUUGGCAGGAUUCGGCCAAAUAGGAGGAGUGCCGGCGAUACCGACCCCUACCCCAGAAAUUGCAACCACCGUCAACCCGCCUACCACCACCCCAACUUCCUCAAAUCCCACAUCCAAAAAAAUCUCUCCAACGGCAACUGCACCGUCGGAACCCUCUAACCCUUCUCCCAGACAACUACAAACAGAGCCACUCGACGUUAGCCCCCUUUCCGCCUAUCAAGACCCUAACUGGGGAGAAACAGAAGAGAAAGACAGCGAAGGAAGGGUGAGCGAAGGAGGGGAGGAUAAAUCAGAGGAAACACCGAUCGCAGAGCCCGUAACCCAAGAAGCGGAGAGGGAGGAGAUAGAUCUGAACGAAAUGGCCAGGAAGCAAGGGCUAUUGACUGAUGAUGAAUUCCAUUCGGUUUUAGGAGGGGGAGACAAGAUAGUAAUAAAUACUGAGGGAGUGGCUGAGGUUCUGAACCUCGCAUCCCAGGCAGUAGGGGAAGGAGAAGCAUCCAUAGUAGCAGAGGAGUCAGAGGGUGUUGUCCACCAACCAGUACAGGAAAUGGGAGUAGAACAAACCGAAGGAGUGAAGCAACCUGAAGAGGAGAGGCAGGAAACAGAGACACACAAGUCAGAGGAAAGGAAGGAUGAGAAAGAAACAGAGGAAGAGGCCGAAGUGCAACCGAAGGAGCCGGAAACUAUAGCCCCAACCGUGUCAAAACCAAAGCCAGUCAAGAGGAAACUAGUGUUGAAAAACGACCCCAAGGAAGAAAGGCAGAAGCCCAAGAGAGUGUCACAGAGAUGCUUAGGAAAAUGGACGUCCAACAAGGCAGGAGCAAACACGGCAGCAGAUGCAGUGGAGAUCUCGAGUGAAGAUGAGAGGGCUACUCCUACAAAACCUGGGGAGGAACCCUCGACAACUAGCAGGGAGGACGCGCCAAUGGCAACAGGCACGGUUUCAUCAACACCAAAUGACCAGGAGGAAGAGGCUGACAAGGUGGCUGAGGGUCUGGACCUCGCAUCGGAGUCAGUAGGUCAGGAGGAAGCGAUAAAUGAUAAUACCAGUACCUGCGUGGUGACCGAGCCUACUGCCCAAGUGGACCUUUCAACACCAGCCGACGAGGAAGCUAAGGCAAACGAAACCGAAGACAUGUACCUCCAGGAGAGGAAGAGAAAAGGAAAAGCCCCUGCCAAGAAGAAGCAUGUCGUAAAGAAACAACGCAUAGCCAACACCAGCAUUGUGAUCCGAGAGCCAGGAGAGAGAAAGAGGUUGAGUGACAGUGACUACACUUCCAGCGAAGAGUCGGAGUCAGAGAGUGACAUCUCUCUGGACGGUGAGGAGUACCAUGAGCAACAGCUCCCCGACAACCACCAAGAGCUAGUCCACCCUCCGGUGGAGAGGAUUGUGUACCGACGGUGGCGGGUGGAGCUCACUGAUGAGCUGAUGGAGGACAUGAAGCACUACAACACCAAGAAGCUUCAAGACGCCUUCGACGACAAGGAGGAUAACAACAAGCAAGUUAAAUGCGGCAAGGUACUCCACAUACCCUCUCUGGAUGAGUUGUCUGUACGUGACCCUUUCCUGGCCAGUAUGGGAGUGUUGGGUUUUGAAUGGCUGUUAGAGAAUAGGGACCCGGAGAUAUCGGUGAGGGCACAACAAGGCCAAGAGGGGCGAGUUGGGCAGAACGAACAAGCGCAAGGGCAGAGGCAAGCAAAUCUGGAGAGGGUUGUAGCCGAGCUAGCAGAGGAGAACAGACAAUCGCGAGCAGAGAUGGCGAGGUUGACAAGUCUGAUGGAAAGUGUACUCAAAGAGUUAGCGAGAGGAAAAGAAAGCACCGGAGCUGGACCAAGUGGCCAUGGAGGCCAGGAUGAUGAACCCACUGAACCCGAGAAGGAAGAAAGUGAUGGACCGGAGGAGACAGAAGAGAACCCAACAGAAGCUACUGAGGAGGAACCCAAAGAAUCACCUGCACAGAGCACUGCCCCAAGGAGGAGCAGGAGGAAUGUUCGACAAGGCACCCCGCCGACCAGUUAG